Molecule: messenger RNA, 1398 nt
Organism: Lottia gigantea (owl limpet)
Lineage: Eukaryota; Metazoa; Mollusca; Gastropoda; Lottiidae
Exons: 12
Biological process (GO): protein sumoylation; regulation of transcription by RNA polymerase II
Molecular function (GO): zinc ion binding; transcription coregulator activity; SUMO ligase activity
Source: RefSeq, a predicted model, not a curated record
AAAAUGGCGGAGUCCACAGAACUGAAGCACAUGAUUAUGAGCUUUCGAGUCUCAGAAUUACAAGUUUUAUUGGGUUUUGCUGGAAGAAACAAGAGUGGUAGAAAACAAGAAUUAUUACAGAGAGCUUUACAAUUAGUACAGAAAGGUUGUGGCCUUCAAGUUCAAAUUAAAAUACGGGAAUUAUAUAGACAAAUAUUUGCUACUAACGCUAAUAAUAGAAGACGGUUUACUGAUCCCACUACAUUGACACACAGUCAAACAGAACAACCUACGCCUACUCCGGGGAUAGCUAGUGGUGGUAUAGAUUAUGGUGGAAGUAAACAUUUAACAACGAUACACCCUCCAACAUCAUCCUCAAUGCCUGUUCAUCCUGACGUCAGAUUUAAACAUUUACCAUUCUAUGAUUUAUUAGCAGAAUUAAUGAAACCAACUAGUUUGGUUCCAAAAAGUAAUAACAGAUUUCAAGAAUCUUUUUUUGUGUUUCAUCUUACUCCUCAACAAGCUCAAGAUAUAGCUAUGUCUAGAGAUUUUCGACCCGGUGCCAAAUGUGAAUAUACUGUACAGGUCCAAUUGAGAUUUUGUCUAUUAGAAACUAGUUGUGAACAGGCUGAUAAUUUUCCUCCCAGUAUUUGUGUAAGAGUAAAUGGUAAAAUGGCCCCAUUGCCGAAUCCAAUUCCUACAACCAAACCUGGUAUUGAACCCAAACGUCCUGGUCGAGCUAUUGAUAUCACAUCAUUAUGUCGUUUAUCACCAACAAUAUCCAAUCAUUUAGAUGUGUCAUGGGCAUCUGAAUUUGGUCGGGGUUAUUGUUUAGCAGUGUUUUUAGUACGAAGAUUAACCUCUGAUAUAUUACUACAAAGAUUAAAACAGUUUGGUAAUCGACAUCCUGAUCAUACCAGAGCAUUAAUCAAAGAAAAAUUAGCACAUGAUCCUGAUAGUGAAAUAGCUACAACUAGUCUACGUGUCUCAUUAAUGUGUCCACUGGGAAAGAUGAGAUUACAAAUACCUUGCCGAGCAAGUACAUGUACUCAUUUACAGUGUUAUGAUGCCAAUACAUUUCUUAUGAUGAAUGAGAAAAAAGCAACGUGGAUUUGUCCUGUUUGUGAUAAACCUGCUACAUUUGAUAAAUUAAUAAUAGAUGGUUAUUUCUUAGAGAUAUUCCGAGCGUCUCCUAAUUGUAAUGAUAUACAGUUUCAUCCAGAUGGUAACUGGAGUCGGCUGGAACCACCAAAAGAAACUCAUGUAAUAGCUAGUCCGGUUGUAUUUAAAAAUGAAACAGCUUCUUCACCUACAUCUACUGCUGCUGUUAAAUUACAACCUUCUGAGCCAUCUAGUAAUAGUGGCGGUAAUGAUGAUGUUAUAGAUUUGACAUUAGACAGUUCAGAAGAUGAAGAAGAU